Messenger RNA from Corythoichthys intestinalis (scribbled pipefish), 1695 nucleotides. It is a transcript of the gene prtfdc1b, whose product is annotated as phosphoribosyl transferase domain containing 1b. Gene Ontology annotation, biological process: purine ribonucleoside salvage; guanine salvage; GMP salvage. Gene Ontology annotation, molecular function: hypoxanthine phosphoribosyltransferase activity; magnesium ion binding. The record is from RefSeq and is a predicted model, not a curated record. The transcript is spliced from 9 exons. Gene Ontology annotation, cellular component: cytosol. Lineage: Eukaryota; Metazoa; Chordata; Actinopteri; Syngnathiformes; Syngnathidae. The coding region runs from base 99 to 776 and encodes 225 amino acids.
CUAUGAUGAAACAUGCAACAUUCCUUCAGGCCCUCCUCUCUGGUCGGCCUGCCAAAGUCUGGAAGCUUGCAUGACCACUUUGCAGAUUGAAAAGCAACAUGGCAGACGUCGUGCUCCAAACCCGGGGAGGAAGCGGCGGGAUUGUGAUCGACGACGACUGGCCAGGUUACAGUUUAGAACUCUUCAGCUAUCCAGCGCACUACGCCGGUGAUCUGCAAUGUGUUGUCGUUCCACAUGGAGUCAUCAUGGACAGAACGGAGCGUCUUGCCCGCGACAUCAUGGACGACUUGGGAGAGCACGACAUCGUAGUUUUGUGCGUGCUUAAGGGGGGAUACCAGUUCUGUGCCGACUUGGUGGACAAGAUCAAGGCGCUGAGCUGCAGCUCGGACCGCACCAUCCCCAUGAGAGUCCACUUCAUCCGCCUCAAGAGCUACCUUAAUGAUCAGUCCACAGAAGACCUUCAUAUCCUUGGAGCAGAAGACUUGUCAUUUUUAGCUGGAAAGAACGUACUGAUUGUGGAGGGCAUUAUUGGCACUGGCAAAACCCUGAAGGCUCUCCUGAAGCACGUCGAGGUCUUCCAGCCCAAAAUGAUCAGAGUUGCUGGGUUGUUGGUAAAGAGAGUGCCACGAAACACAUCAAGCCUCCCUGACUACGUCGGCUUUGAGAUACCCAAUCGCUUCGUGGUUGGAUACGCUUUGGACUACAAUGAGUAUUUUAGAGACCUGAAUCACAUAUGCGUGAUCAGCGACAGUGGCAAAAUGAAAUACAAGAUAUGAUGGAAGAAAGCGACAGAUCUCAUAUCAGACUUUUAGUCUAUUACAGCUGCUACAGAGAGAAAUUUGUUCUCCAAUGUUACGGUUCAACAUUAACUUAGAGAAAUGACCAGCAAAGACACUGCCGUUCAGGACACCAUAUUGUAUAUCUGCUGAAACGGGAAUUUAUAAAAAACUUUUUAAUAUGCUAUAAAGGAAAUAGAUAUAACCAUUUGGUUUUUAGUCUUUGUACAUUAAUUAACAUUCUUAGAAGUUAGUAAAAAAUAAUAAAAUGAAAAAUAUUCGGGACAGCUGCAACACGAUAAAAGUUAAGAUAAAUAAAAACUUAACUGAAGUACGCUGAAGAGCAGUACAUAGCGAGUUUUUUUGUGACAUUUAGAGCAAAUUUAUCCCCAAUAGUUUGAUCAAAUUCAGAUUUUUGGGACUUUUUUUCCUAAGUCAUUUUAUUUUUGUAAUGUACAGUACAUGUAUGUGAUUACAACCAACCAGAAUCAGAUUUUUAAGUAACAAAUGUAGCAUUUUCUAACAAAAUGUAAAAUGACUGCUCUCAUUUUUACCUUGGAACGUUGUCAUUUUCAUAAUUCUUAGAGUGUAGCUUUGGACACAAACUAACAUGUUGUUUUUUUCUUUCUUUUUUUUUUUUUUUUUUUUUUGUGCAUUUUUCAUAAAGCUGAUGAACUUAUUUGAGCCAUUGUGCGUUUAUCGAAACUUCGUGUUUACAAAUAAAUGUUCUAUGUAUCAAAAUGUGGAUUGUUUUGUGUUUCUCUCUUUGGCUUGAUGAUUUUUGAAAAUAGGUCAUUACUACAGAAGCAGAAUAUAAAAUAUAGAUUGCCCACAAAUGAACCAAAAAGGCACAAAGAGUCAUUUGUGUUGAAUUGUUUUGCUCUUUGUGUACACCUGACACAUGACUCCUUGUCUUUUA